AUGCGCUCUUGGAUGACCCUCACCUACUCGCGUGUUCUGUAUGACUGGUACCGAUCAUACACCCAAGAGAAUGAAUCUCACCAAUCUCCCGGGGAUCCCAUCAUCGUCAGCAUGAAGGAUUUCAUUGAUGACCCCAGUCUCGUACCUAAGCUGGCGAAGAUGCUGGGCUUGGAUCCGUCCAAAGUCCUGUCCGAAUGGGAUACAAGGUCGCAGCCGGAGAACGACCGUAUUUUACGAAAGAUAUAUUGCCGCUCAAUCAAUUGUUCAACUGGGGUGCUGAAGGAAAAGGCACCCGACACGGUCGAUCUGGAGGUUGAAACAGCGAAGUGGGUGGAGGAGUUUGGGGGUAACGCCGCCACUAUCCUUGCCGAUUGUGUGAAACGGGCCAUGCCGGACUAUGAGUAUUUGAUGGCCCGGAGGUUACGAUGA
Messenger RNA from Penicillium salamii, 429 nucleotides. The record is from the annotation of a GenBank genome assembly. NCBI's taxonomy places the organism in Eukaryota, Fungi, Ascomycota, Eurotiomycetes, Eurotiales, Aspergillaceae.